AUGAAAACACAGAUUAUAGAAAUGUUUUCCUGUCAAACUUCUACUAAAAGUCACAUAAUUCUGGGAACUGAUCAUCGGAUUGCAAUACAUCCAUUGGCUAAGAGGGUGAGAGAAGAUCAAAUUAAGCAAAGUAAGUUUUCCAAUUAUUAAGUUAAUGCAUAAAUCAUAAUUAGACUUUUUACAAAUUUGCCCUUGGUUUUGUAGUAUGGAGUAUGUAUUCGGUUUAUACAACAGUGAACUACAUUGAAGAUCUAGAUGAAGUGAUUGAUUACAAGGGCCCUUUUAGUAAAUUUUACCUAUUAUUUUAAAAUAAAUUCUUAUAUAUAUAAUUUGUUAUUGAUUAAGAAUGGAAAUAUAACAUCAAAUGAGGAAAUUGAUAAAAUAUUGGCCUUAGAGAAGGUUGAAAAAGUAAAGAUAAUAAAUAAGCUUCCAUUAUUGUUUUUUGUUUUCUUCAAUGCAUUAUUUUCAAUGACUCAUUUCACUGUUUUCAUUUGUUUGUGAUGAUGAAGGUACGAGUAAAGCUGUUGACAUUGAUGAAAAUGAGGUAAUAUAUUUCGUUAUGACUGUUAUUAUUAUUAUAAUUAUAAUAAAAAUAAUAAUACUUAUUUUCAUUUUUAUAUGUGUGUGCAAGGUUUAUGUUAUUUACAACGUCACAAAGAUCAAGGUCCCCGUUCUUCUAAGUAUAGGUAAGUUAUUGAAUUUCCAUAAUAGUAAAAAACUAUUUACCAUUGCUGCAAAUACAAAUAAAAAAACGGAAAGACACAAAGCGUUUCUUUUUCUAUUGGUGCAGUUUUGCUGCUGCAUGGUUAUACUAUGGAGUCAAUUCAGAUCAUUGUCUAUUGAAAUGAUCAUUAACCCUAGUGAAACAGUACCUUUAAAAUGUUUACAAUAUAAGGUUUAUUUUAGCAAAAGGAAAGGAACAAAGAACAUAGAUAAACAUAAAAUAUUUUAUACUCUUGGAGGUUUUUAUGUUUAUAAAUCUUUUCAUCUCAACAUAGAUUUCUCUGUUUAGAAAAUGUAGCAGCAAGACAGCUCCAGUGAGAUUUUUUUUUUGAGUUUUUUCGGAUAAGAAAGUAAAAAUAAAAUUUUGUUGUAUCAUUUCAUCAAGCACUUGGUGCGCAUCAUCAAAAUUAGUUUUUACCCAUACUACAUUCUAUUAAUAAAGGGUUGAAGUAAAAAAAAAAAAAAAAACCCUUAUAUUUUCCAGAUUAAACCUUUAUUUAUUGUCUGAAAAAAAAACAUUGAAUUUUUUCAUUUUCCCUGAAUUGGCCAUUUUAGUCAUUUUUUACCAAAAACAAUUGUAAAAUGUGAUGUUUUUUUACAUAAAAACUUAAAAGUUAAGGGUUUCCUUGGAAGCAUUAAGAAGGUUGAAGGUUUUUUUUUUUUUUGAAAAAAAUAGAAAGUUGAGGUGUUUUUGGAAAAAAAAUAAAAUAAUAAUACAAGGCCUUUUUCAGGCAAAAAAACAAAUUUGAAGUUUAUUUCGGAAAAAACCCAAAAUAUCAGGGUUUUUUUUUUCAGAUUAACCCGUUAAUAAAAAAUAACGUUAUGUAACAAACAAAAUACAUUGCCUAUAACAAAGUUUAAACUGAUGGAGCUUAUGGAUGCCAAACCAUCAUACGAUACCCUUAUUGAAAAUCUCAAAAAAGAAGUUGGGGUCGUUUGGAUCACCUGAAACAAGAAGGAAAAAAUUAUGUUUCUUUUAUUGUAGAUGUGUUUCUAUUAUAUGACUUAUAUUUUAUGGAAGUGUGUUUGAUGUGUUUGUGGUUGUGAUGCAGGGUUGAUUUUCCUCAACUUGCAAAUCAAUGGAGUUGGCCUAAGAACACUCCUCGAAAAGGAGUCACUAUGAGUCGACAGAAGUCUGGGAGUGGAAGAGUUGUUGAAGCUUCUCUUUCAUCAUCUCCUUCAUUGAAGGGGAAAAGAGAUGUGAUGGC
Molecule: messenger RNA, 1931 nt
Organism: Lactuca saligna
Lineage: Eukaryota; Viridiplantae; Streptophyta; Magnoliopsida; Asterales; Asteraceae
Source: the annotation of a GenBank genome assembly